Messenger RNA from Cavenderia fasciculata, 1254 nucleotides. RefSeq lists its product as uncharacterized. The transcript is spliced from 4 exons. Bases 1 to 1254 code for a protein of 417 amino acids. The record is from RefSeq and is a predicted model, not a curated record. Lineage: Eukaryota; Evosea; Eumycetozoa; Acytosteliales; Cavenderiaceae.
AUGAGCAGAUCUGGGGUUAACCCCAGAAGAACUCAAAGAGUUGUACUCCAAAAACAUAAUAAAUGUAAUGAUUUGAUCAAUGUUGGAAUACAUUCAAUACAAUCAUUUAUACCAAAUUAUGGAAUAUUACCAAAACAAUCAAAUGAUUGGAUUGAAACACAUUAUAAACAAUCCUUAAUCAAGAUUAGACAAGUUUAUACAGCCAUUCAAGCAUCUGAUUAUUCAAUUAUGGAUACUCAAGAGAUUAGAUUGAUAGCCACCUCUGCUGUAAAUAAUACUAGAUUGUGUAAAAUAUUGGCUACAAAGGAAGUGGUUUUAAUGUUGUUGGAAAUCAUAGACAAUGCUGAAAAUAUGUGGAAACAUAGUAAUCGUCAUCAAUUACCACUAUCAGACACUACUAUUCAUUUAUUUUACCUAACCCUCGAUUCUGAAACUAUAAUGUUGGAUUGUAUUUCUUUAUUAAAUAGUAUUUUACCCUAUACAAAACCAGAUUCAAUACCAUUUAAAGAAUUUGUUCAUCUACUAGUUAGACAAUCAAUUUCACCAUCAAGUUAUAAAUUAACAUGUGCAGCAUUAAAUGCAAUGAUAAAGAAUAGAUCAUUGAUGAAACCAUUUUUAGAAGCUGGUAUUAUUGGUGCUGUUAGAUUUUUUACUAGUAGAGAAUUUAAAUCUGAAUAUGCAUUGCUACGCGAUUACACAAUUCAAAUUAGCAAGAUUACAAAAAAAGAUAUCCUCUUAUUUAAAAUGACAGUAUUUGAUCAAGCAUGUUUGGCAAAAUAUUAUCAAUAUCGAUAUCUAUUGUUGAUACCACAAGAGAUUAGAGUGACACCUCAUGGAUUGAUUUGUGAAAUGCUGACAGAUUGUAUUGGAUAUUAUGGUGGAUGGGUCAAGCCUUUGGGUCUAUUUGUAGAUUAUUUCUAUUCAGAUUCAAAUUUCUACGAAUCUCUCUACAAACCAAUGCAAUCUACAGCCAGUAGAUAUUUCUUUUGCUCUGCAUUUGCUUCGUCGAUACUGUUGUAUUUUAUGUUUCUAGUACCACUAAAAGGAAAGAUUCAUUAUAUAAGUUCGGCUGCAAUGUCGUCUUUACUUUGCUAUUAUCAAGAUAAAUUGGUAACUCGUCAAAAGUUGGGUGGUUCAUUGUACAAGUCUUUUAAAGAGUUUUUCCAAACUAGUAGUUUUGAUAAUCAAGAUUCUUUCGAAAAGAUUCAAAAUGACAGUAAUCUAAGACAAAUUAAUCAUAAAUCGGAAAUUUAA